AUGGCGGCUCACGCGACGAUCCCCUUCUCUAGCUCUUCCACGCUGCAAACUCUGACUCGCAUCCUCUCCCAGCCCGAGGACCGCCAGCUUUGCCUCAUCUUCCUCCGCUUCCCCGUCGUCGCCGCCCUCCUGAUGCUCGCCCGCCCCCUACCGCCGCCACGUCUCGACGUCCGCCGCGGUAGGCCUCAACGGCACCAUAGCUCCCCUGCUACCCCGCUCCCACUCCGAUCCAUGACUCCCACCUCACACGUCCGCUCAUCCAAUAGGCCCCAUCGGCAGAUCUGGUACCUCAGUAUACCGCACCGUGGGAGGAGACCAAGGUGUUGCCCCAUUGUUGCUUUCCUAGAACCUCCACGUCGACGGCACCUCCACUGGUUCCCACAGCAGGCUGCAAUUCAGGAUCCGUGGCUCGGUUAUAUGGCAGUGGCAGCACGGAAAGAGGCAGUGGCAAAGAAGGGGCUGCAGCAUCAUUCUCGUCAUGACCUCGGACUCUAG
Miscanthus lutarioriparius is the source of this 495-nucleotide messenger RNA. NCBI's taxonomy places the organism in Eukaryota, Viridiplantae, Streptophyta, Magnoliopsida, Poales, Poaceae. The record is from the annotation of a GenBank genome assembly.